AUGGCCUCCGUGAGGGCGACAAAGAGGAUAGUCGCGGUGAAUAGAGGGCACCAGCAACGCCACACCGCCGCCACCACCACCGCCACGACCACCACACCACCAGCACCACUACUACCAACACCGCCACUGCCACCGACGUGGAGGCACUGCACCUCUCUCACAGUUUUCGCCACUUUUUCGCACGGCCCUCGCCCACCUCCGUCACAUACAUAUUCCGUGGAGCAGCCAGCGUUUGCGCGCACCUUCGUUUCACUCAAUGGACGUUUCCGGGACAGGCGCUGCACCACCGCCGCUGCCGUGGACGCUGCUGCUGCUGCUCCCGUUGCCGCUAAUCCACUACUGACUGCCCGUACCUGUCGUUCCAACACGCACGACCACGAUCGAGGGAUCGCUCGGGCUCGACUGCCGCACGACGGCCCUACUUCGGCCAUCUUCGGAUCGCUUCGGCGAUUUACGCUCACUUUCCGCACAGGAACGGCGAUAUUGUGGGCGCAUCAAGCACCCCGUCCUCGUUUCCUCUCGAAUGACUCAUGUGCCACACUGACGUAUACACAUUUUAACAGUUGUUGCUUUAAGAAACCAUCACGGCCUCUUUAUCGCAUGAAUCUGCAGAACAUAUGGACAUUGCCACAUGAAAAUGUUAUAAAACAACAAGCAACAAGCCUCUCUAGUUUGAAUAGCAAAACAUUGAAUUUUCCGCAAAUGUUUUAUACCUUAAUUUUCAAGAGCAUAUGCUUUUCGUUACUCUAAUGUUAAUGUUUUUCCGCAUUUGAGCGGAAUCAUAAUGACGUCGGUGGAUGACGCGAAUCGCUUUUCCAAUAUGAUCAAUUUAUGAAAUUUUAUUUUGCUUUAUAUGCAAUUUUAUUUAGAAUCAUGAUAUACAUAACCCAUAAUGAAAAAUAUACGCGUUUAUUUUAUCCGUUAAUUUUAUAAUGCUAAAUUACAACGAAAUAAACAUUUGUUUCGUGCAAUCGUUUUCUUCAUCGAUUUCUCGUUUUACCAUGCGUCACGAUACGCCGGUUUCCGACAAAAAAAAAGAAAAGACAACAGUAUACGGGUAAUCGAACCAGCGAUUUGCAACCAUGGUAGUGAGAAACGGAAAUAAGUAAAAUUCCGACCGAUCUAAGCACUUUCACGGUCGUGCCACCGUCGUCGCCAACAUUCGCGCUCGUGUCUUGUGAUUAAUUCAUAAUCUCAUUAAACAAUAAUAAACGAGAGAUCGAAAA
Messenger RNA from Apis cerana (Asiatic honeybee), 1226 nucleotides. RefSeq lists its product as uncharacterized. NCBI's taxonomy places the organism in Eukaryota, Metazoa, Arthropoda, Insecta, Hymenoptera, Apidae. The record is from RefSeq and is a predicted model, not a curated record.